Messenger RNA from Periconia digitata, 1571 nucleotides. Lineage: Eukaryota; Fungi; Ascomycota; Dothideomycetes; Pleosporales; Periconiaceae. The record is from the annotation of a GenBank genome assembly.
UGAUGCAGCGAUGAACACGGGACAGCAGACAACGAGGCGGUUAGCCGCCGGAGCAGGUCGAUCCGUCUGCAGGUCCUGUAAAGACACCCUUUCCCGCAAGUACGCCUCUGCAGCUGCCGCCGCUGUGCAAACCGAUGAUAGCUCGCAACACAUUCCUCCCGUUUCCCAGACACAGGACUCCUUUCGCAUCAACACGGGCGUAGUUCUUUCUCGCCCUCCUCAGAUCACGCGCGAUCUCCACCCCCUCGAAUCAGCCUUUUUCCUCUAUCAACGUCGUCUCAACGAACGAACGGCUCUACCUUUUACGCGUUACUUUUACUACAAAAAAAGGACGACAGCGGAUCUUGAGUGGAAACGCAAGAUAAAAGAACGGCUGACCCCUGCCAGGGACAUUGGAAGGUACAAGGGAUAUGGUGAUGAGGCAUGGAACGACGAACUUCUCGUUGGAGCCAAGGAAAGCGACAUCCAUCAUCAGGUUGAAAAGUUGAUUGAGGAUGCCGAAGACACCGGCUCACCAGAUGGGGAUGUGGCGCCCGCCUCGAACGCAUCAGGCACGAAGAAGGAAGCUGACAAGAUCGAGAGGCCAAUGCCUCGAAUCACGGAAGCAGACCUCAAGAACGAUGUCAAGAGUCUCAGCAGACAGCUGCAAAGGACAUUGUAUCUAUUGGUGAAGGACAAGGAGGGUCGAUGGAUCUUCCCUCAAGACACCUUUGGCAAGGAGACCUUACACAACGCGGCUGGUCGCAUCCUGGUUGACUCUUGCGGUGUGAACAUGAACACCUGGGUUGUUGGAAACGCCCCCAUCGGUCACUAUCAACGUGACUACCUUGACGCUCUGAAGACUGCUUCCGGUUUCAAUGAGGUGGGCGCGAAGACCUUCUUCAUGAAGGCACGCAUCAUGGCCGGUCAAGCCAACCUGAAGGACAACAAACUGGGUCUAACGGACUUCAAAUGGCUCGUGAAAGAUGAGAUCAAGAAUGAGGUGGACAGGCACUACUGGCAUUCAGUCAAGAACAUGCUUGCGGAACGGUAGCUGAAGUUGUGCUGUGGAGAUUAUGCUGUAUCAUACUGCUAGCGUAGCGGUCUUGUAAGAAACCAACUGUAUAGUAAAUAGCAUUCUUGUUUAGAUCAAAUCUCAUUGUUGCAUCAGUAAAGUUGAAGUGCUGUCCUAACUGUGGGUCGUGUGCCUUGAAAUGCCCGAGCACCAAUCAUCCACCCGCUAAACCUAAUGCAGUCACCGCACGGCUCCCGAAAGUAUUUAUUUUUCUCUGCAGCUGUCAACGCCCUGCUUCCUUCUACCAUCUCCCUCCUCCAAGCAGCCUGCAACGACAUCUUUGUCCAGUCCAACCCGACUGUUCUCUGCAGGCUUGCAGCAGCCAUCAGGUUUUGCUGUUUGGUUGGAAGAGGGCGCUUCUGCUGCUUGAUCUUUGUUACGCCUGAAGUGGAUGUUCUACAGCUGUGACAGAAAUACAGUAGAAGGGGAAUAUGUGUUGCUAGUAGGCUGUGUAGUUCAUUGAUUUUGAGUUGGAGUGUAGGAACACCUGUGUGAUUUAUUCUUUCCUGUUCGUAUC